UUCAGUUUUUUUAAUAACAUUUGAAAAACCCGAAGAGAGAGAGAAAGUGGGCCGUGUCUGUGUGUGGGUGUGUGAGCUAAUGAAUGGAACAACGCUAACACCGCAGGCGGUGGUGAACAAUUUAGUGAGUCUGAACGCAGGCGGCGUUGGGCAGCAGCAACUCUCGGCUUCUCUCGUCAACUCCUACCGAGUCGCCGCCGUGGCUGAGCGCUUGGCUGCUCACGUCAAAUCUGGCUACCGUGGCGAGGCCAUGGAGUUCUUCAAUCUCUGCCUCUCCCUUUCCAGAGGCAUUGAUUAUGCCGUUGCAAACAAUGAGGUUCCGACGAUAGCCCACGAUUUGCCUGCGUUGUUGAAGCAGAUAUGCCAGCGUAGGAGUGACAAAGUAUUGGAAGCUGCUAUCAUGGUGCUGAUGAUCUCUGUUAAGAAUGCUUGUAAGACUGGAUGGUUUUCAGAAAAGGAGACUGAAGAACUAUUUUCUCUAGCUAAUGAGACAGGGAGUAGCUUCUGGCUCCCAGGAGAUUUUAAAACUGGACCUAGCUGUUGUCUCUCUACUGUGGACACAAUAAUGAAAAGAUAUUAUCCACUGAUGAAUAUGGGCCAGAUACUUGCCUCUCUCGAAAUCAAGCCUGGAUAUGGAACGUACGUGCUUGAUUUCCAUAUUUCAAAGAGUACAGUAUAUACUCCUCAAGAAAAAAUUCGGUUAUUUGUCGCACAAACAGAUAAUAUAGAGACAUCUGCGUGUAUUAUAAGUCCGCCACAAGUGAACUUUCUUCUAAAUGGAAAGGGAGUGGAUAGAAGGACAAACGUUUUAAUGGAUACUGGACCGCAGAUGCCAUCAGUUGUGACUGGAAUGCUUAAAUUUGGAUCAAACCUUCUUCAAGCUGUGGGCCAGUUCAAUGGUCACUAUAUCAUAGUGGUUGCCUUUAUGCGCAUCACAUCAUCACCUGACACUUCAACACUGAAAGAUUAUACUCAGCCCAUUGUACCUUUGUCAGAUUCAGAUUCUGAUAUAAUCGAAGGGCCAUCAAGAAUAUCUCUCAAUUGUCCCAUAAGCUAUACACGUAUCAAAACUCCUGUCAAAGGUCGAUUGUGCAAACAUCUUCAAUGUUUCGACUUCAGUAACUUUGUUGGUAUAAAUUUAAGACGACCUUCAUGGCGCUGCCCCCACUGUAAUCAGUAUGUCUGCUUUUUGGACAUUUGUGUUGAUCAAAAUAUGAUUAAGGUCCUGAGAGAGGUAGGAAAGAAUGUUGCUGAAGUAAUAAUCUCCAUGGAUGGAUCAUGGAAAGCUGUACUGGAGAAUGAUGAUGACGUGAAACCUUUGAGCAACACAAACAGGGUUAAUCAAACUGUUGCUGCUCAUUUAGAGGAUGACUUUUGGUCUGGAAUUUACUUUGCUAAUGGUUCGUUAGCCUCCGGUAUAAGGUCAGACACGCAAAUGGGUGGUGUUAUUCCUCACACUGGUCCUGCAAAUUUGCAGUCACCUGUGUUGACUGAUGCUGUUUCUCCUGCACUCGAUCGAGGAACUGAGAGUCAUUUGACCACUGAUAUUGUGGCGUCUGCAAUGCAUCAAUUUUCUUCUCCCAAUAAUUUUCAGUGGCAACAGUCACAGUUUGCAAGUUCAGCUGCUAACAAUGAGUAUGGGAGAUUUGCAUCACAGAGAGUAUUACCCAGGACUCCAACGGCAGUUCAGGCCCUCCCUGCACAGUCCCAGGGACCAGGUUUGCAACAAAGACCAAGAACUAGUUGGAAUUCCUCAACUCCCUCUAGUGCCUCUCUUAGUUCUCAGGUUGGACAAUCUAUCACACCCUCAGCAAAUUGUGCCAAUGCAGUAUGUAGUGAUUUGGAAAGGCAGCAACACUUUUCUAGGCCCCGAAUGAAUCCGCUUCAAGUGUCAAACAUUGCUUCAUCUUCACUGCAACAUCCCUCACAAACUACACAGAACUGGGAUCGUCAAGAUCAGUCCUUCAUUCACGGGCAAUCUGUCCAACAGGUUGUGGGCCUUCCAGUUCCGAGUCAACUGCAAAGUGCUAACAGAGCAUCUCCUGGGCUCAUGGACUUCCAGAAUGCACACUUACAGCAAGCUUUUAAUAAUGCAAGGACUCCCCAGACUAUGGGUCAGUCUUCAAGCUCCAUUCGAUCAUCUUCACAUCUCUCACGGGCACAUAUCCAACAAGGAAAUGCACAAGUUGGGACUGGUCAAACAUCAAGUUCUUUAAACAACCAACAGAGGUUCAUGGCUGGUGCUCACCUAGCUGCGAUGAUGGCCAGGCAGUCUCCAUCCAUGCCAGUUCAAAAUCAAACUCAGAGAACCAGGCCAUCUUUGCCAGUAAACGUAGGAGGUACGAUGCAAGCAGUUUCUGGGGCUGAUGGAUCAGUUGAUUUGUCAUCUGAGCAGAACUGGCGACCAACAGGUCGUAUGCGUGGAAGUCUAUCAGGUCGGGCUUACAGUGCUGCUUUCAACCAGUUCAUAAUAGCGCCAACCCAACCCACUCAAGCGGCGAGACCUCCACCAAAUCUGACAUCUCCACCACCUGUUGUUCCGUCCCAACCACAGACAUUGAUUGGCAAUAUGAGUGCUCAGGUUCCUCAAACGCAUAAUAGUCAUCCUCAAUAG
Molecule: messenger RNA, 2614 nt
Organism: Prunus mume (Japanese apricot)
Lineage: Eukaryota; Viridiplantae; Streptophyta; Magnoliopsida; Rosales; Rosaceae
Source: RefSeq, a predicted model, not a curated record